AUUUUUUUUGGUUGUUUUUUUAUAUGGUGAGCUACAUUAUUCCCACCCACCAACCUUUAAACUACCACACUAGUCACGGCCGGAGCUCUUCCUCCAGAGAAUCGAUCGCCUACGCUGACCGCUCUCCAUUUGCCCUCUGGACCCCGUGACACUGUGCCAACACUCACCUACGCUCCACUCACACACACACACACACACACACUGUGGCAAUCUCGCUGCUAUUUAUCCCACGAGAAAGCUCAGAGUGCCAAGACCACCCUGGGGCUUUAGAGAGUGCGUGCUGGGAGGACUGGGAGGCAGAAGGAUGGCUGUGUUUUGGAAAGCAGUGGCAGCUGGAUUGCUCUUAGCUGUCUGCCUCAUGGGAUGGACAGUUGAUGGGCAGGGGAACGGUAAAAAAAAGGUAUCUGGGGAUUCAAUCAUCUACCUCGGCCAAGAGAGAAACCCCUGGAGUCCGCUGAUCCGCACCACGGCCAACCUCACCGAGAUCCGCAGCAUCAAGUCCACCUUUCAGUUCCGGACCUUCGACCCCGAAGGAGUGAUUUUCUACGGAGACACCAAAAAUGGAGAGGACUGGUUUGUUUUGUCCCUGAAAGAAGGGUUCCCCUUAAUGCAGAUCAGCAAAGAAGACGUGCAAGUCAGCGUGACAGGGGGCCCGAAGCUCAACGACGGGAAGUGGCACACGUUGGACGUGAGCAACCGGGGAAAGUUUGUCAUUCUGGAGGUGGACGGCCUGCCUGGACUGGUGGUGGGAAUGCACUCCAGACAGACAAAGGAGGUCAUUUCCGGGCAACUUCGACUGGCCCUUGGUGGGAUCCUGACCAGCAAGGACAAGUUGAUCGUUGAGUUUGAGCCACAGAUGGACGGCUGCGUGCGCGAAGGCCACUGGUUAAACCUCAGCAUGCCCUGGGAGGCGGACGCCGACGAGCUCUGGCUCUGCCACCAGAACAUCCAACCCGGCAGCUUUUUCGCUGGCGAAGGAUUCACCAUUUUCAACACCUCAGUUUUCCAAACGAUCAAAGAUCUUGGCUUCAGAGUUGAAUUUUGGGGAGACUUCACUCAGAUGGAGGGCACCAUUCUGAGCAUGAUGUCCUCACAAGGAGAGCUGCUGGCAGUCGUGGAAGCCAAUAAUAACACGAAUGAGAUUCAUUUCACUAUCAGGAAGCAAAAACACAUUCUGACAAACGCUGUGAAGCAGCUGAGGAUUACUUUUUUUGAGAAAGCGGUGGAAGUGGUUAAAUUUUUAGAUGAAGCAAACACAGAGAUAGUUUCUUAUGAUCCGUUGAGUGCCCCCGAAUAUCUGACGGAGCUGAGAGAGGGGCGUCUCGCCAUUGGAGGUCUUCUAGGUGGCGUUAAAGAUAUGGUUGGCUCCAAUUUCCUGAGAGGCUGCCUGGAGAAGAUCAAAAUCCAACUGAAGGAUUUGGAUCUGGAUUCAGCUAUCAAAGACAUGUCAGCUUCUUCACACAGCUGCCCGGUGUAGGAAGCUUGCAUGGGGCUGCAAGAGGACAGGAUGCUGGCUGUUAAGGACUUCAUGUGUCUGUAGUUCAUAAAGAUAAGAUGACUGAUAAUUAUUUCCAGAAUAGUGUGAUUAAUUAAACAAAAAAACAAAAACGAUAUGUCUAAGUGUAAAUCAAAAUAACAGACAAAAAGUUUGUAAAUGACAGAAAUAUAUAUGUAUUUUUUACCAACCUAAGAUACAAACUUAACUCUGAGAAACAAUAUGCGGCUGCAAAGAGAUGCACAAUGUUUAACAAGCUGUGUAUGUCAUGCGUCAUGACUAAAAUUGAACAACCAAAACAAAAAA
Poecilia latipinna (sailfin molly) is the source of this 1801-nucleotide messenger RNA. It is a transcript of the gene shbg, whose product is annotated as sex hormone-binding globulin. The record is from RefSeq and is a predicted model, not a curated record. Gene Ontology annotation, molecular function: steroid binding. Lineage: Eukaryota; Metazoa; Chordata; Actinopteri; Cyprinodontiformes; Poeciliidae. The transcript has 8 exons. Bases 305 to 1477 code for a protein of 390 amino acids.